This is a messenger RNA of Dromiciops gliroides (monito del monte), 1423 nucleotides long. RefSeq names its product high mobility group nucleosome binding domain 1 (gene HMGN1). Gene Ontology annotation, biological process: chromatin organization. Gene Ontology annotation, molecular function: nucleosomal DNA binding. Lineage: Eukaryota; Metazoa; Chordata; Mammalia; Microbiotheria; Microbiotheriidae. Gene Ontology annotation, cellular component: nucleus; chromatin. Bases 240 to 548 code for a protein of 102 amino acids. The record is from RefSeq and is a predicted model, not a curated record. The transcript is spliced from 6 exons.
AGAGGGAGAUGGAGGAAGGGGGAGGAGGCGGGAUUCCAAUCCGGUUCCAUCUAGUUCUCUGGACUGCUCCCGCUGCGGGUCCUAGUAGCCCAGCGGCGGGAGGAGGAGCGUCGAGGCCCAGCAGCCCUGCUUGAGAAGAAGCGGCCGCGGCCUUUUCCCUCCGACCCCAGACCCUAGUCGCUCCCGCCGGUGCUCGCCCGUGUGUGGGGAGAGGGAGCUGAUCCACACUCGCAGCCAAGAUGCCCAAGAGGAAGGUCAACUCUGCAGAAGGGGAAGUAAAGGAGGAGCCCAAGAGGAGAUCUGCCAGAUUGUCAGCUAAACCAGUCCUUACAAAGGUUGAACCCAAGCCCAAAAAGACAGCAGGGAAGGAUAAAUCUGAGGACAAAAAAGUUCACACAAAAGGAAAAAAAGGAGCAAAAGGAAAACAAACUGAAGCUACUAACCAAGAAGAAAAUAAAGAUGAAUUGCCUGCAGAAAAUGGAGAAACUAAAAAUGAAGAGGUUCCAGUCUCUGAUUCAGCAGGAGAAAAAGAAACCAAAUCUGAAUAACAUCUUAUACCAAGUCUUUUAACAAUUGUCCCUGUUACCUCCCUUCUUGUACAAUUCAGAGGAAUAUUUUUAUCAACUAUUUUGUAAAUGCCAGUUUUUUAGUAGCUCUAGAAACACAAUUUUUAAGGCGGCAAUCCCACCUCAUCACAUUAAUUUUUUAAAACAUUUAGAUAAGUGUGAGCCAAUCUAAAGUGGCUUUAUUUAGAGUCCUAUUUAAAGAGGUAAAAUUGUGUGCUGGUUGUCAGUUGGUUUUUGUUUGUUUGUUUUAAUACAACCAGAAAUUAAUAGAAUGUUGGUUAGGAAGAUGUUGCAUUCUUAUGCAUAGGAUGAACAUUCCAUAGACAGUUUUUACAUUAUAUUAAAUGAAGCAUAAAUAACAAUUUGGAGUUGUGACCAUGAAUUUUAAAGUUCUUAUUUUAAUUAAUCUGUAUCCAUCUUGUCUUUCAGUUUCCUAAAUAAAUUGUUUCCUAAAUAAAACUGCCCCCUGAUGUUGGAUCUCCCUUUCAAAAUUGUGUGCUAUGUGUGACAUUGUCAUCUUUGGUAGUGGUGGUACAAUUUUUUUUCCAGUAAUUUUGUUAAUGUGCUGUAAAAGACUGGAAAAUGUGUAUAAUGAGUAUAGUUUUCUCAGAUAUAGAAUUAGUAUAAUUUUGAUUUGUAAAAGACAUAAUACCUUAUCCAUAUUCAGGAUGCUGGUAUUUGAUAACCUCUUUUUAGGGAGAGUUGCCUCCAAAUUUAAAAUAAGAAAGUCACUGGAAUAACAGUUUAGAAAAGAAUUACAACUACAUAAUUUUUAGACUUUUCUAGCAUUUUUUAAAUGUACAAUUUAUUCAGUGUCUAUGUACUGAUGACCAAACGAACUAAUAAAAUCUUGAUUA